AUGGGCACAGCACGCUACCUCACAGCACAAAAGAUCAGCCUUCUGGUUCUGCUUCGGCUUUACUGCAGUUCGACGCUUCCUUCAUCAGCGACAAUACCCAUACUUUCCUUUGUCCUCUCAACUACAAUACCUCUGACUUCUUCGAGCGCCCGAAGCCAGCAGUCUUCUGCUUCUCAAAAUCCUUCCUUCUCUAUCGACAGUUUCGAAGAUGUUCUCCAGGGUCAUGCCUCCAAUAUGCCUGGUCGCACGCUGCUGGACCUGUUUCUCAAAAACAUGUGGGAGAUGAACUCCUUCGAUGCAUUGCACUCCCUCUUCGACAAUCUCGGCGAGCUUCUGAUGACUCCUCCUUCGAGUCAGGAAGGAGAUGUCCAAGAGCGCAUAUACCUUUCCAAAACUUCUCCCUUGGGUGUCUUCGUGCGACGAGCGCGGCUCGAGUUCGACAGGUUGCAGUUCGAAGAUACAAUCGCCCUCUGGACGUCCUUCGUCAAGUACCGGGCACCAACAGCGCAAUGGACUAAGCGGCUUGCUGGACUCGCCGCAGCAGGCAUAGAUGCCGUUAUCGGUGAGAUGGGUAUGCAAGAAGGUGACGACGUGUACGAUAUAGCGUAUGGGGACCUCAACGAGCCACAGAAUGGGACGCAAGGCGUAAGUCUCGAUGAUUUGGAUCGGAUACUAGAGUUUCAACUCGAUCGCCUACAACGCUUCGGCGAUCGUGUGCCCGAAACCAUGAAGACGCAGCUUCGUGGUAUGCUUGCAUCUUCAACUACAGUUCAUCGACAAGCACAUCUCGUUCAAUUUUUCGAUGCCUGGAAAGCCGGAGACUAUACAUCUGCAUUCGACAACUUGCACCGCUACUACGACUAUGCCAUGCAGACACGCGAGAAGAUCCACUACCAAUACGCGCUGCUUCACAUGGCGAUUUUGCAGGCUGACUUUGGUUGCUUUGGUGAAGCCAUUGCAGCCAUCAACGAAACGAUCGCAACGGCACGAGAGAGUCAGGACAUGACGUGCUUGAGCUUCAGCCUAAGCUGGCUGAGUCACAUGAACAAAGCAUAUCCGAAGCAAAUGAAGGGUGCUGGAUACAUGAGCAUGCUGGGCAGCGAGAGGGAUGCUCUUACGUUCUUGAAAGCCAAAGCUCGAGAGGCAAAGAUGUACAACUUGCUUAGCGCGACGUUGCUCAACGAGGCAAAACUGACUCUUGCGAUGGGCGAAUCAAUUCCUCGGGCCUUCGAGCACAUUUAUCAGUCAUCACAUCUCAACAUCAAAGAGCACGUCAACAGCUAUGGCGUUCAGAUGCUGCUACAAUCUACACUGUACUCGAGACUUGGCAUACCACAUCUGGCGAAUGUGCACUGUGACUUGCUCCUUGACUGCUACGGAGCCAGCUGCCCAGUUGACGAGCAGCUUCGGGCGGUUGGAAGGCAGGCCUUCAUUAUGAGUCAAAGCGGACGUUACGAGGAAGCCAUUGAAGCAUUCGAGUCCAUCGACAUGACCGCUAGCAAGUCCUUGAAGUUCAACCAAUACCUCAUCCUCUGCAUCGGCAUCACUAAGCUGAAACGCGCCAUUCGGAGAUCUGACUGGCCAACCUGUUCCCACCUACUCGCAACCCUCAAACCCUCUACGGACCCACAUUCAGACACCCUUGAUCCUGAACUUCACUUCCUCCUUUGCGAAGCAUACAUUGACUAUCUGGUGUCAAAGGGUGACUACUCGGUAGCAUUCACGACGAUCUCAAACCUUGCGCAGUCACUCAAGGAGGACAACGCAGACAUCUUGCAGCGUGUCUCGGUACUGCUCAUGAAAGCUGAACUCUUUCGCAAAGUGGGAAAGCCAGAGCGCGGGUUCAGCGUCGCUCUUCGAGCGGCAAGCGUAGCCUACAGAGCGAAGUUGAUGCCCAGUCUGUGGUCUGCCGUGGGCUUACUCGCCAACAUCCUCAACGGACUAGGUGAGUGUGCGAGUGCAAGGCGUCUGCUGGAGGCUGUGCUGCCGCAGUCGCUUGAAAACGGAGACAGCAUGCUUUCCGGUACGCUGUAUUCGCAUCUCGGAGACGCAUUCAUGGGCCUCGCGGAUCCGGCAAAGACGGCCGAGCCUCGACUGCAGAAUGGAUACAGGGCAAAGGCUGAGCUGUACAUUGACAGAGCCAGAGAAUGCUUCAAAAGAAGCUCCUACCUGGACGGUGAAUGCGAACAGCUUAUGAAGAAGGCAAUCAUUGCGAAGCUAAGGGGCGACGAGAAGCUGGCCGAAGAGUGGAGUCAAAACCACAACCGGGUGUGGGAAGAAGGCAUGCGCAGGAAUGAGCAGAUGUGA
This is a messenger RNA of Ascochyta rabiei, 2307 nucleotides long. RefSeq names its product APC5 protein. The coding region runs from base 1 to 2307 and encodes 768 amino acids. Gene Ontology annotation, cellular component: anaphase-promoting complex. Lineage: Eukaryota; Fungi; Ascomycota; Dothideomycetes; Pleosporales; Didymellaceae. Gene Ontology annotation, molecular function: protein binding. The record is from RefSeq and is a predicted model, not a curated record. The transcript has 4 exons. Gene Ontology annotation, biological process: protein K11-linked ubiquitination; anaphase-promoting complex-dependent catabolic process; positive regulation of mitotic metaphase/anaphase transition.